This is a messenger RNA of Hypoxylon trugodes, 1755 nucleotides long. RefSeq lists its product as uncharacterized. The record is from RefSeq and is a predicted model, not a curated record. Gene Ontology annotation, molecular function: DNA-binding transcription factor activity, RNA polymerase II-specific; transcription cis-regulatory region binding. The transcript has 4 exons. Gene Ontology annotation, biological process: regulation of DNA-templated transcription. Gene Ontology annotation, cellular component: nucleus. Bases 1 to 1755 code for a protein of 584 amino acids. NCBI's taxonomy places the organism in Eukaryota, Fungi, Ascomycota, Sordariomycetes, Xylariales, Hypoxylaceae.
AUGGAUCAACACGCAUCAUCUUCCGCUGGUACUCCAGCGCCGUAUGGCCACGCAUGUCAUCGAUUGAAUCGAGAAUGCCGCCCGUCAGACUCGGUUCGGCGCCGCAGUCACAAAAAGCCAGUAGGAGCCAAAAGGAAAAAGACGCCUCGUCUCGAAGAGAAAAUAGAUGGUUUAAUAUCACUAUUCAAAAAUGGCGUGCAAGACAAUACCAUCACCGCAAAUCCCCAGGCCUUAACUCCCACAAGCAACCCCAUUCUUGAGCCCAAUAUUGAGAUAAAUGCUGGCACCCAUGCCCAUUAUCAAGCUGACAGGGGUUCAUUCCCGUACGGCUCGGGGUCGUCAACGACCGCCACCGAUUAUGCGGAUCCAUCAUAUGAGCCUCCUGCAGCGGAAGCAGAGGAAUGUCUCUCGAAUUUCAGAGAUUUCAAACUGAAAUAUUUUCCAUUUAUUCAUAUUCCGCUAGCACUCAAUGCCCUGCAGCUCCGAGAGGAACGGCCAUUCUUAUGGCUUUGUAUAAUAGCAGUGGGUUCGAAAUCAACUGCACAGCAACAAAGGUUAGGUAAACAAAUCCGGCAAACCGUAGCGCAGGAAAUGGUAAUUGGGUCUGCGAAGAACAUGGACCUUCUCUUAGGACUCCUAGCAUUUAUCGGCUGGGCGAGCUAUCAAAUACAGAGUGAACCCUUCCUGACCUUAUUUACUCAGCUUGCGGUUUCUUUAGUUUUCGAUCUCGGUCUUACGAAGCCCACUUCUGGAGAAAAUCAGGUGACACCUUGCGGGACGCAGAAGUAUCCGAAGCUCACCACACACAGAACGAUGGAAGAGCGUAGGGCGGUGCUCGCCUGCUUUUUAAUUACAUCAAUAAUAUCAUCAAUGCUACAGAGAAUUGAUCCCCUCAGAUGGACUCCUCAUAUGGACGACUGUCUUCGGAGUCUGGAUGAAGCGCGCGAAUGUCCGAACGACGGGAUUCUUGUUUACCAAGUGCGAUUACAGCUUAUUUCCGAGAAAACGGCCCCAAAAUCAUCGCAUAACGUGUCCAUAGGGUCUCCAUCGCCCCUUAUAGAAACCCUACACUCUCAAUUAGAGGAUAUCGGAGUUAGCGUGGUGCGAAAUUUUCAAAACAAUGGUGGGCUACUCUACAAACCAUUAUCCGAUAUCUGUCUAAGUGCUCACAUCAUAGUAGAGGUAGUGUUGUUACACCUACACAGCACGAAGUUAGACCAAGCGCUAUCGCCAACAUUUCUCCACACCAGCCUAGUAGAACCUGAACCUCAACCACGCAAGAACGUCAAGGAAAGCCUUGAUAUUUUGAAGUCCUGGUUUGAUGUAUUUCUUACAAUACUCCCUAGUGCCUAUAUUGGUUUCCCGUUUUCUAUACUCUCCCAACUUUUUCGCUGUCUAGUGACACUCUACCGCCUAAAGACUUUCGACGACCCCGCAUGCGCCAAAGAUGGAUCUUGUGAGACAUUAGAUCCCCUCAUCACUCUAGGCGACGUUAUCGAACGCCUAGAAUUAGUCCCGACUCACGCGAGGCUUGAUAAUACUGGCUUUCCGAGCGGUGAUGUUUUCUCUCGUUUCGCACAAUUACUGCGGUCGUUUCGGUACGGAUGGGAGAUGAAGCUUCAACCAGGAGGCCCCAUAAUCUCGGAUUCCCCAACGCAAGUUACCGACGACGAAAUUUCUUCAUAUCCGGACUUUCUCGGAAUGGAGUUUCUUGAUAACGACUGGUUCAUGGAAUUCUGCGUUCACCCGUCUUGA